This is a messenger RNA of Paramecium tetraurelia, 1056 nucleotides long. RefSeq lists its product as uncharacterized. NCBI's taxonomy places the organism in Eukaryota, Ciliophora, Oligohymenophorea, Peniculida, Parameciidae. The record is from RefSeq and is a predicted model, not a curated record. Gene Ontology annotation, biological process: proteolysis. Gene Ontology annotation, molecular function: aspartic-type endopeptidase activity. The transcript has a single exon.
AUGAUAAUGUUGUUUAUACCCAUAGUCACUUGCUUGGAGGUCAAUUUGACAAACCUCUAAGACAAUUAUUAUAGCAUGCCCAUCCAAGCAAAUGAUAUAACCUACAAUCUAUUGAUUGAUACUGGGAAUGAUGAAAUGUGGAUAUUCGGCAAGACUUCCAAUAGAAAGACAUACUAUCAAUGUGAGAAGUGCAUUCCAACACAUAAUGAAACAAAGGAAUACUCAUAAGGCAGAAUUUUUGGAGUUGAGUACAAUCAAACAUUUUUACUAAUGAAUCAAUCUCUGAGUUUGUAAGUAAUUGAGGCAUCAAAGGUGGAUUAUUUCUAUUCAAUUAUUACUGAUGGUGCAAUUGGAUUAAGCAGAUCACAACUGUCAAAGGAAGAUAAUUUAUUGAAGAAAUUGUAUGAUUCCAAAGUGAUUGAUGAGAUGUAAUUUGGACUUUUAUUAAAUGAAUAGAAUUGUUAACCGACAUCUAUCUUAAUUUUUGGAAAACCUAUCAAACAUCACUAUAUCAAUGAAUUACAAUAUGUAAAAACUCUCAACUCAUAAUAAUGGAUGGUAAAAGGUUCUUCAGUUUAAAUUGUUGGCAAAAACAAUAAGUAAAUAUUGGAGUCAACUUCCCAAAUUAUUGUAUUUGAUAGUGGAGAACCAAAAAUCUUAAUAUCAAGGGAUAAAUUCAAUAAGCUAAUUACUAUUUUUAACGAGAAUUAUAAUCUGAAUUGUUAAAAGGAAACAUCAAAUUAAAUCAAUGAAAUCGUGUGCUCCUACAAUGAAUAAUCAUUUCCUGAAUUGAAUAUUAAUAUUGAUAGUAAUCUUAGUUUAACGCUCUUACCGCAAGAUUACAUUGCGAGUUGUGAGUACAAUUACUAUUUGUAGCAUAAAUGCUUAUUAAAUUUGCAAUAGAUAGAUAUAGAUAACACUGAUGUGCUUGUAUUGGGUAUUGUAUUCUUGUAAAAGUAUUACAUCCAUUAUGAUAUUACUACAUUUUAAAUUGGCAUUGCUAAAUCCAUUUAUUAUUGUAAGAUAUAAAAAUAAUUUUAGAAAGGGAUAAAUUGA